AUGAAGGUUGCUCUCAUCGCUCUCUCUGUCGCUGGCGCGGCUAUCUCCAAGCCACUAGCUCAGCAGGUGCCGUUCGGUAGCCAGCUACAUGACAGCGUCGUCGUGCCCCAGGCCGACAUGCCACAGGUCGACUUCCGCGUCGAGGGUUUCAGCCUUGACCUCAACGAACCCCGCCUUGUUCAAUUCGAGGGACACGAGCCCGUCUGGAUUUCUGAGUACCAGAAGCUAGAGGCAAAGGCCAACGGUCGCAAGUUCUUUGACAUUACCGACUCUGCCGACCAUUUUGCUGCUGCUCAGGUCAAGCCUACCAAGACCUACGACUACCCCGAGCUUAGCGCGCAAGAGAAGGUCACGAGUGUUAUCAAGACUCUGUCAACCGAGGGACCGCGUGCCAACCUCGAGAAGUUCUCCAGCUUCAGGACCAGAUACUACCGCAGUCAGACUGGCCAGGAGAGCCAGAAGUGGCUCCUUUCUCGUAUUCAGGAGAUCACCGCUGAGUCCGCGUCUGACUCGCUCCAGCAAGCUAUCAGCAUCUCCGAGUUCGAGCACAGCUGGGGCCAGAACUCCAUCGUAGCCCGCAUCAACGGCACGUCCGACGACGAACGUGUCGUCAUCGUUGGCGCCCAUCAGGACAGCACAAACAUGUGGCCCUUCUUCCCCGCUCCGGGCGCCGACGACGAUGGUUCUGGUACUACCUCCAUCCUUGAGUCUUACCGUGCCCUCCUGGCCUCUGACUUCCGCCCCGCUCGUCCCGUCGAGUUCCAAUGGUACUCUGCCGAAGAAGGCGGCCUUCUGGGCUCGCAGCAGCUCGCCACCGACUAUGCCAACCGUGGUGUUGAAGUGUACGCCAUGAGCCAGUAUGACAUGACUGCCUGGGUCAAGCGUGGUACUAAGGAGGUUGUCGGUGUUAUUACCGACUAUGUCGACCCUGCCCUGACGGACUACAACAAGAAGCUCAUCAAGGAGUACCUGUCCAUUCCUUCUGUUGACACCAAGUGUGGGUACGCCUGCUCCGAUCACGCGUCGUUUGCCAAGAACGGCUUCCCUAGCAUUUUCACUAUCGAGGGCCUGUUCGACGACUCCAACCUCCAGAACAUCCACUCAGCCAGCGACCGCAUCGACGUGUCCCCCGAGUUCAGCUUCAACCACAUGCUCGAAUUCUCCAAGCUCGCUGUAGCCUUCGCUAUCGAACUCGGCGGUUCUGAGAAGUCUGCAUAG
Molecule: messenger RNA, 1218 nt
Organism: Coniophora puteana RWD-64-598 SS2
Lineage: Eukaryota; Fungi; Basidiomycota; Agaricomycetes; Boletales; Coniophoraceae
Product: Zn-dependent exopeptidase
Exons: 13
Coding region: 1-1218 (405 amino acids)
Biological process (GO): proteolysis
Molecular function (GO): metalloexopeptidase activity
Source: RefSeq, a predicted model, not a curated record